GUUUUUGUAUCUGCUUCAGAGCGGAUUCAACCGCCAAGUAAGUUACAUUUUGCCAUGUCACGCUAAAGUAGUUUGGGAGCAGUUUAUUUAUAGCAAAUUGGAUUGGCGUGGACACAGACAUAUUCAUGUGGAUAUAGAAUAUGAAAUGAGAGACCGUCGUGUUUUUUGAAGAUAAUUACCGGUGAUUUGUGAGCCGCUGUUAUUACUGUAUCGCUAAUGUUAGUCAGUGAAGCCAGAAGCCUCAUGUUUUCGUCGAGCCAAGAGGAGCACUGCGCCCCGUCCAAAGACCCAGUGAAAUACGGGGAGCUGGUGGUGCUGGGGUACAAUGGCUCUCUGCCUAAUGGAGAUCGGGGUAGACGGAAAAGCCGAUUUGCGCUGUACAGGAAGACCAAAGCCAACGGUGUUAAGCCAAGCACUGUGCACAUCCUCAACACACCCCAGGCCAGCAAGGCUGUGAAUUGUAAAGGCCAACACAGCAUCUCCUACACACUGUCCAGGAACCAUACGGUAGUGGUGGAGUACUGCCAUGACAAGGACACAGACAUGUUUCAGAUUGGGCGUUCCACUGAGAGUCCCAUAGACUUUGUGGUGACUGACACAAUAGCAGGAGGCCAGGAGGGAGAGGAGACUCCCAUUACACAAAGCACCAUCUCCCGUUUUGCCUGCCGAGUUGUCUGCGAGCGCAACCCGCCUUACACUGCUCGCAUCUACGCAGCUGGUUUUGAUUCUUCCAAAAACAUCUUCCUUGGGGAAAAAGCUGCAAAAUGGAAGAACCCUGACGGUCACAUGGACGGACUAACAACCAAUGGUGUGCUGGUAAUGCACCCCAAGGGUGGGUUCACGGAGGAGUCAAAGCCUGGCGUAUGGAGAGAGAUUUCUGUUUGUGGGGAUGUCUACACGCUGAGAGAGACUCGUUCAGCACAGACUCCAGGCAAACUGGUGGAGCAUGAGAAUAAUAUACUGCAGGACGGCUCCCUGGUGGAUCUCUGUGGAGCCACUUUGCUGUGGCGUACCGCAGAAGGCCUCUUUCACACUCCCACCCAAAAGCAUCUGGAGGCUCUCAGGCAGGAGAUCAACGCAGGGCGUCCCCAGUGCCCCGUGGGUCUCAACACGCUCGCCUUCCCCAGCAUGCAACGCAGCCGCGCCCUCUCCUCCCUCGAGGACAAGCAGCCUUGGGUCUACUUGGCCUGUGGCCACGUUCACGGCCACCACAACUGGGGCCACCGCUCAGAGCAGGAGGCCUGCCCUCAGAGAGAGUGUCCCAUGUGCCGGGUGGUCGGGCCCUACGUACCACUGUGGCUGGGCUGCGAGCCGGCCUUCUACGUGGACACGGGUGCACCCACUCAUGCCUUUGUGCCAUGUGGACACGUGUGCUCGGAGAAGUCGGUCAAGUACUGGGCCGAGAUCCCUCUGCCCCACGGAACCCACGCCUUCCACUCUGCCUGCCCCUUCUGUGCCACCCAGCUCAGCCUCACUCAGGGCUGUUCCAAGCUAAUCUUCCAGGGCCCGGUGGACUGAGCUGAGGGGUCCUGCUCUGUCAGAGAAGAUUAGACAGGAAUGCCAACAUGCUGUGAAACUGUUCCGAUUAUUUUGUGCUUUCUUUUGUUCAUGCAAGCCAGCUGUGGAAAGGAGUAAGUCUUCUCAAGUUCUGGUCAUAUACUGUGGAUUCUUCACAACAGAGAGCCAUUACAGAUUGUUCAGGGCCUUGUGUGGCUGUGGAUGGCCACUGUGGGAGACAGAGACGUGAAGCACACUGGACCACAGAUGCCUUGCUCCUCCAAAAUGAAAUACUGUUUCAGCUGUCCGGCAAAAGACUGUUUUAAACCACAACGACUGCUGGUUUUCCAUCCGUGGGCUUUAAGGUGGUUGAAUAUUGAGAAUAAUUUAAUGUUUUUACAGAGCCAGACAGCUGGACUGUUGGCUGGGAGAAACUCUGGGUCUCAUGGCUCACUAGUUAAGUGCUCCCCAUUGCCCUGUCUGCCCUGAACCCCUAAUGGCAUCUAUAUCAUGUAGUUCUCCGGAUUCGGGCUUCCAUUUGCUGAACAAACUCUAAGGCAGGGAAAAAGACUUAAUGUACAGAGAUAUAAUCCAGUGCCUCAAAUCCCAUUAAACGGUGGGAAUAUUUUUUAAUAAAUGAGAAAAGAUGGCAAAGGGAGAGAUAAUUUUGCAUACAUAAGACAUAUGGAAAUGACAGCCCACAUGGAUUCUUCAACACAUUUCUAUCAGACAGAAGAGGUAUUUUACUACACUGAGGCCCUUGUACUGUUUUGUAAUGCAAAUGUUAAUAUAUUUUUCUUCUGCAUAAAUAACGUGUGAGAGUGUGUGGGUUGGACUGUGUGGGCACCCUUGGGCUUUGUUUGAGUCGACCUGCAUCAUUUCACCACAAUCCCCCUUCCUAUGAUCUCGCCCACCUUCCAAAACACCACCAGAGAGAACAGGAACUCAACCAAGCUCGCAGGGUUUGACAAUGAAUGUACUGAAAUACAUUGGCUCUCCUCACUGGUGGUCCUUUAAUUAUACAACAUACCUUCUCAAUGGCUGUGCUGUUCAAGGUGUAAUAGUACAGUGAAAGAUGAGAACUGUGCUACCAUAUGCAUCCACCGCACCUGCCUGCUAGCCUGCUAGCUAGCCGUGCCCCUGCCCCACACACGUACUGUAUUCAAUCUGCACUGUUGUUAGCUUUAUCCCGUGCUGGGUCUGAUCCAAUGAUUUGUACGCUGUUAAACCUGGGCACAGUCUCAGCAGCAUCCAGAGAUUAUACCAAAUAUAAGGAGGAGCUGUUUUUUCUCCACAUGCAAGAUGUAACGACCACUCUCUCCGAUCCAAAGUGUUUCUGUAAACAAUCCUAAACCCAAACUGCUGCUAUGGUGGAAUGUUGACAGCUCUGGAUUACGGUCGAGGCUGUUCAGCUGCUCACAACCAGCUCCAAGAGAAUAAUGAUAUUAUCACACACCAUGCCAAAUUUGGUAAGUUCUAUUGUGUGCGGAUGAGGCAAGUUGUCCAAAACAAAGUAGCAGAUCAAUUGAAACUAAAGAAUCUGGGACGAAUUGUGCAUUCUUCAGUGAUGUUACCUUACCAGACUGUGCCCAUAUGUAGAGUGUAGUUGGAGGCAUUAAUUCUGCCCCUUGUUUAUAAAGUACAAUAUUGAGCAUUACAAUUGUGAGAUGUUGAGGCUAGUGUUGCUAUUAGAGCGUUCACAUUCUCUUCAGGUUGUAUUAUGAUGAAUAUAAUUGAGAGACGGGCAGAACCCACCUUGAUUAAGGGCUUGUUGACAAAUCUGAUCACAAAAGCAGCGGUGGACCGCUGGAGGGUUUUUCUUUGUUGGUUGCGUCUUAAAAGAAACAAACCAAGCAUUUUGAAAAGUAACGGCAGCAUUACGCUACACUCAGACCACAGAGCAUUUCUGAAUCCCUUGAUUCUUCUGAUUUUGAUGUAACUGCCGAGCAGGGUCAAGAUCUAAGCCCCAUAUUGUACAGUAGAACUCCUCUCCAACACGUUGUGCCCAUUGCUUAAGACCGUUUUCUGUAACAGCUGCAGAGUAGCUGCCCCAAACAUUCCUCCUUGGUAAACGUGGGUGGGGCUCUCAGUUCACCCAAGGCCUUGUUCCGUGAGUUUUGUCUGUACACAAGCCAUAGAACACACCGAUGCUCCCAAUGCCUCCUUUGCAAAGAAUAAAAUGUCUUUUUAAAAAUGU
Messenger RNA from Cyclopterus lumpus (lumpfish), 3694 nucleotides. RefSeq names its product pellino E3 ubiquitin protein ligase family member 2 (gene peli2). The transcript has 6 exons. Gene Ontology annotation, biological process: protein polyubiquitination; regulation of Toll signaling pathway. The record is from RefSeq and is a predicted model, not a curated record. Gene Ontology annotation, molecular function: protein binding; ubiquitin protein ligase activity. Bases 217 to 1518 code for a protein of 433 amino acids. Lineage: Eukaryota; Metazoa; Chordata; Actinopteri; Perciformes; Cyclopteridae.